Molecule: messenger RNA, 2373 nt
Organism: Zeugodacus cucurbitae (melon fly)
Lineage: Eukaryota; Metazoa; Arthropoda; Insecta; Diptera; Tephritidae
Gene: Rab21
Product: ras-related protein Rab-21
Exons: 1
Coding region: 213-896 (227 amino acids)
Biological process (GO): Rab protein signal transduction
Molecular function (GO): GTP binding; GTPase activity
Source: RefSeq, a predicted model, not a curated record
GAUGGAAAUAUACUUGGUGGAUAGGAAAAGAAAGUACUAUACUAAAAAGGAGGUGUCAGAAAUCGAAAUCCAAUUUGUUGACACAGCGAUUCUGGUGCCAAUUUAAUUAAUAAAAGUAUACGUUCUUACUGCGUCAUAGUGUAAAUAAAAAAGUGUUAAAUAAUAACCAGACAAUAACGUCGCCUUUGCGCUUUGCAAGCAUCAGCGAAAAGAUGCCAACGAAUAACACCAGUUCCAAUUUCAAGACUUUCAAAGUGGUGCUACUAGGCGAAGGUUGUGUUGGCAAAACCUCUAUUGUUUUACGUUAUGUUGAAGAUAAAUUUAAUCCACAACACAUAAGCACCUUGCAAGCUUCAUUUCUAACAAAGAAACUAACGCUAGAGGAUGGCAGCCGCGCACAUCUUAACAUCUGGGAUACGGCUGGUCAGGAACGUUUUCAUGCGCUCGGACCUAUCUAUUAUCGUGGAUCACAUGGUGCCAUACUUGUCUAUGAUAUUACCGAUGAAGAUUCCUUUCAAAAGGUAAAAAACUGGGUGAAAGAACUGAAACGUAUGCUGGGUGCUGAAAUCGUUAUAACAAUUGUGGGCAACAAAACGGAUUUAGAUGCACAGCGCACAGUGCCACAAGAUGUGGCAUUGGAGUACACCGAAAGUGUGGGUGCACACUAUUUCGAGACAUCUGCCAAAGCCAAUGAAGGCAUCGAGGAGCUGUUCACUACGCUUACACAAUUAAUGAUGCAGCGUCAUGCUCAGCGCGAACAAGAGAAUAGUUCGUUGCGUCUGAUGCAGGGUGGACGUACGUCACAGCGUUUAAUUGUUGAGGAUGACUCACAGGAUGGUGAUGAAGAUAGCGGACAAACGUCUACAACGAAUCGGUCAUGUUGUGGUGCUGGCUAAAAUAGUGGGAGGUUUAUUUAAUUAAAUUCAGCACACCCAAACUGCAAGGAAGGUACUUGUUAAAGAGGACGGGUGGCAAUAGUAGCGUAAUUAUGUUAAUGAGUAUGUGUAAAUGCAAAUGAUGAGAAAAUGGAGAAAAAACAAAUAAAUACUACGACGACGUAGACAACGCCAACGCCGCUGCAGCCGCCGCUAGAUUAAAUUGUGAUAAACUUAUUGUAAAAUAUAAAUUAAUUAAUUAAUUUUUUUUUCGUCAUAAAAAACGCUCUUAAAAUGUAUGCUUAUCUAAACAUGUAAUUCCAUACACACUCUUCUAUUCUACUGUCGAACAAAAACUAAAAGUUUAUUUUUUUUACUUCUACUAAAUGCUAUAACUGAGCUAAUAGCUAACUACACGCUGAUUUCGAUAUAUUUAAAGUUUGUUAUUUUUUUAAAUAUGCAUUUUGUUAUUAUAUUGUAUAAUACAAUUAAAGUUCUCUGCUUCAAAUGGCAGCAAAGAAAUUCCAAAAGACUUGAAACAAUGGAUAUUUUUAUUUAUCAUAAAAAAGGCAUACACUUUUCGCUAAAAAGUAUGGCAUUAAAUAUGAAUCAUGCUACGCUUUUGAAUUAAGAAACGAAUCUCUACGCUUAUCUAAUUCUUAUCAGUGUCGUAAAUAUGUGUUUGUGCUGUGUAUAUGCGAGAUGUUUGCAACCUGCACAACAACAAGCGUUCGAGUGCUUGAAAUAUCGAGUUGGGUUUUUCAAGUAUAUAUAUAUAUUUUAUAGAUAUAAAUAAGUCGACGGGUUUUCUUUAUUUGCACUCACUUGGAGUUGUAUGUUGAGUACUCUUUGUGUUUGAAAAUAAAUACGUGGGAUAAUACUUACUUUUCUCGAAGCGUACAAAUUGCUUAUGUUGCAUUAUUUCACUUUUAUGUAAGCAUUUGAUGUGUUAUGAAUAAAACACAUAUAUUUUGCAGAGUCUACAAAAAUAUCGUAUAUUUGUAUAAUCAAAUUUCAUUAUCAAAUUGUUACUGUCUUCACCCUCAAACAGUAUUCACUUAUUAAAUAUUAUAAAAAUAUGCAAAUUCUUUUCUUUUUUCUAACAGCUACACUUAUCAUUAUGAAAAAAUAUAUAUGUAUGUAUGUAUAUUUAAUUCAACUUUUAUGUUAAAUAUAAAAAUUGAAAGACUCAAAAGCGAACAUUUGAAUAAAGUUAAGAUAUACUAAAUUUCAAAAACUUAACACUAAAUAUAUAAUUCUCAUUUAUACAUUAAAGAAAUGCAUAAUUUUAUAUUAUAUAUACCAGAUCAUAAACUAAUUUACACAUAUUUUAGCAACUUUAUGUUGGCGAAAUGCUGCUUCAUUUUUCAUAUUUCGAGUUGUGAUCAUUGAUUUUUUGUUAUUGUUGUUAUUAGCUUGCUUUUCUCUCGUGAUUUGUCUCUACUUUGUUAUAGCUUUUUAAUUGGAAUUUUAGAAAAAUGUCUACUUAAUCACAGAA